AACCUGUGACGUGUGACCUGGCCACGCCCCGCGCAUCUGUCUGCCCUGCUGGCUCUGUGGACUGUGUAUGUCAUCUGCACGGCUGGGGACCAUGGGCGGUGGUGCCACUUUACCAACAAUCACUGCCCUUCUCAGCCUCGGGCUGUGUUGGGACCUGUGGGGUCACAUACAGGCAGGUGUCCUCCCCAAAUCCUCCAUCUGGGCUGACCCAGGCCCCACGGUCACCAAGGGGAGCCCUGUGACCAUCUGGUGUCAGGGGUCUCAGUGGGCUGAUGUCUACCGUCUGUAUAAAAGGGAUGCCUCUAGACUCUGGGAGACUAAGACCCCACAGGACUCCAGUAACAUGGUCGGUUUCUUCUUUAAACACUCGAGCUCAGACACUGCAGGGCUGUAUCAGUGUGCAUAUCGCAGGGGGACCCGCUGGUCAGAGUGGAGCCACCCCCUGCCCCUGGCGGUGACAGGCAUGUACAGGGAGCCCUCCCUCUCAGCCCGGCCGGGCUCACUGGUGCUCUGGGGAGAGAACCUGACCCUCCAGUGUCACUCAGAGGCCAGCUUUGACAGAUUUGCUCUGACCAAGGACAAGGGGCUCAUAACUCCUCUCCGUCUUGAGGGGCAGCGCAGCCCUGACUUCCCCCUGGGUCGUGUGAAUCACAGCCAUGGAGGUUCGUACAGAUGCUAUGGUGGACAUUACCAUUCCUACACAUGGUCGGCCCCCAGCGCCCCCCUGGACAUCCUGAUCACAGGAAUGUACAAGAAACCCUCCCUCUCAGCCCAUCCAGGGGCCUCGGUGCCCUGGGGAGGGAACGUGACCCUGCAGUGCAGCUCUGAGACCUGGUCGGAUACCUUCCUUCUGUCCCGGGAGGGGUCACUGUCUCCUCCCCAGCACCUUCGUCUGCAGGACACAGCUGCACCCUUUCAGGCCAACUUCACCUUGAGUCCUGUGACCUCAGCCAACAAUGGGACCUACAGGUGCUACAGCUCACUCAGCACCUCCCCCUAUCUGCUGUCACAGCCCAGCGACCCCCUGGAACUCUUGAUCUCAGGAAGCUCUGAGGACCGGCUCCCCCCAACUGCAGAGUCAGGCCCACAGACGGAGUCCACGUUCGCCCUUCGUAGAAGAGGACUCCCGCCACCUGCCUCGACACGAAAGCCUUCAGCACAGGGCUCGGCCCUGUUUAGAGCUCAAGAAGGCCGGAGCCCUCCCUCCUGCCCUUCUCAGAUACACACAUGUCCACACAGGCCCCAGGGAGCUGGGGUGGUGCCAGGUCUCAAAUCGUACCUGAAUGUUCUGAUCGGGGUCUCGGUGGCCUUCAUCCUGCUGCUCCUCCUCCUCAUCUUCCUCCUCAUCCGACAUCAGCGUCAGGACAGAUGCAUGAAGCUGGUGGCUGCAACAUCAGUGCCCAAGGACAGAGGCCAGCAGAAGAGCUCCAGCCCAGCUCUCGAUGUCCAGGAGAACUUGUAUGCUGUCGUGAAAGACACAGAGCCGGAGGACAGCAGACAGCUGGACAGUCAGGCUGCCGCACCUGAAGCCCCCCAGGAUGUGACCUAUGCCCAGCUGAACCACUCGACCCUCAGACAGGAGACGACUGCACCCCCUCCCUCCCAGUCGGGGGAGCCGUCCGCAGAGCCCAGCGUGUACGCCACACUCGCCAUCCACUAGCCCAGCGGACCCAGACCCCCCACCGCCACCCUGCACUCCAGGGACUGAAUUUGCAGAUGCUGGCCUGUCGUGAACCACUAGGAGCUUCUGCAGGUCAACUGCUUCCAGGAACAUCCUGGAUUAUCACGCAGCACUGGUCUUAUCUGCGGUCCCUGGUCCCUACCAAAAACACCCAGCUGACUGCGGACCCCGUGGAGCUGCUAUCAAGACCCUGGAGCGAAGGGAGGGCCUACUAUCCAGCACCAGGCUGUGAGGACGUGGAUUCUGCAGGCUUCACAGCCACUUAGCAAAGGACCCCAAGCCCUCACUGUGCAGCUCGCCACUCAGCUAACAUCAGAGCCCCAGGAAGGGGACUAGUGCCCAGUCACUGAGGUUGCUUAAUGCUCAAGUGUGUCUCACUUCCUGAGACAAGCCCCUUCCUUCCUGAAGCAGCUUAAGGCUGAGAAGAGGGAAGACGGCCUCCCUUGUGACCAUGAAUGUCUCCGGAAAGUCCCAUCGCAGGGGGAGGAGCGCAGGGCCCCCCUCCUUGCUCUACCUGGAAAUGACUCCUCCUCGCCCCCACACGCAAUUUCCUGUGGUUCUGUCUGAAAGAACCUUCCCAGCACUGUUCAGUCCCCCACGGUGAUAAUGAAGUGGUGUGCAGAGAUGCUUGUUAUGACAUGGGGUGGGGGGAGGCCCACCAACCGUCCUGCAGGUGGUCCCAAGUAACUGAACAAAGGUACCGGGCCCUCUCUGCACACCGGCAGCACCACAGAAACCAGCUCAAGGACCCAGCCCGCAUGUCCCCCCCGCAGGAGGGUGUACGUUUGGAGGAGGGAGAGGCACACCAAUAAACACCAGUUCUCAAGUGUU
Molecule: messenger RNA, 2512 nt
Organism: Camelus dromedarius (Arabian camel)
Lineage: Eukaryota; Metazoa; Chordata; Mammalia; Artiodactyla; Camelidae
Product: leukocyte immunoglobulin-like receptor subfamily B member 3
Exons: 12
Coding region: 68-1660 (530 amino acids)
Biological process (GO): cytokine-mediated signaling pathway
Cellular component (GO): plasma membrane
Molecular function (GO): inhibitory MHC class I receptor activity
Source: RefSeq, a predicted model, not a curated record